Messenger RNA from Truncatella angustata, 3562 nucleotides. RefSeq lists its product as uncharacterized. The record is from RefSeq and is a predicted model, not a curated record. Bases 452 to 3289 code for a protein of 945 amino acids. NCBI's taxonomy places the organism in Eukaryota, Fungi, Ascomycota, Sordariomycetes, Amphisphaeriales, Sporocadaceae. Gene Ontology annotation, molecular function: MAP kinase scaffold activity. The transcript has 2 exons. Gene Ontology annotation, cellular component: cell cortex of growing cell tip; actomyosin contractile ring.
CUUAAUCCGACACGAUAACCGGGGACUCACAAGAUAGAUACUACAUACCCGAUCAACCGACUGGAUUGCAUUGAUUGACGAAGCGCCAGGCCUUUUCUCUCCUCCCAUUCUGUUCUCCUUCUUUCUUCUUUCUCUCUUGCAUUAAUUUCUUUCAUUUUCGUCGCUUGGGGUUGGACGCAGGAAGGAGCCGAGGAUUGGCUUGUCGGUGUCAAGUCGCAAUUGCAGGAGGUGCCAACGUCGUCACGCAUCGAGCACAACCGACCUCGACACCGGCUUUCAGACGAGACGAGACAAGACAAGACGAAACGAAACGAGGCAACUCGGACCUGAGCUGGUGCUUGACCUUUUAGCUGUUCGCGUGGCGUGUCGCUUUCUUUGUCUAGACUGAGCAAUAGAAGAGCAUAACCCCGCAACAACAACAUUAUUGUCGGCACUUGACUAUCAUCAUACCAUGAAUACUCGAAAUGCGCCGCUGUCACCAGUCUCAGUAGGCGGCAGCGAGUAUUCCGUCGGCAAAUACCAAAAUAUCGACAACAGCGACCCCUACAACCCUAAUAAUCGCGGCUUGAUCUCACCACCCGACUCUGGCGGCCCCAACGGAAAUAUGAACGGCUUCCCGGGCCCUGGCCCUCGGAGCGCUGGAGGUCCUUCUCCCCCGGCCUCCGUCGCACGCUCCAGCACGGCAUCGGGCUUGUACGCCAGGAGUGAGAGCGGCAGGAGCAUGAAAGACGAGAACAACGAGGUCAUCCUUGGAGUACACUACAUCGCACUGAAAAAGUUCCUGCAAUCCACUUCCAAGGAUGGAAGAGCCAACCCCCCACCAAACCGAGCACGCGACAAGCUCCUGCGUCUGUCGGCUGUGCAAUUUCUCGAGCUGUCCACCGAUGUGUAUGAUGAACUUCUGAGAAGAGAGAGGCUGAGCCGCCUUGGUCCCGCCAAGGUCCCGCCCAAUCUGCAGCCUGAGAACAACUUCCACCCCAAGCGCAACCAAGCAAGGCAGAAGCUCUCGACUCUGGGCCCGCCGAGGUUUAGGGAUCUGGCGACAGACGUGUUUUGCGAGCUGGAAAGGCGAUUCGAGGGCUUUGCCAGAGGCGACAUCCCGCGCAUGGACAGUCCCGUUUCCGGAAGAGGACCGCCUAGCAGGUCGGGCACUCCUGUCAACGGCAUGAACGGUCUUCCCCCAAGAAGUAUGAGGAGACCUUCGAAUGCCAGCUCUAUUCGCUCCGAUGCACCUCGAUUCGGCGAAUACCCGCCACCGCCUUCUCCUGGCAUGCCCCCGAAUGGCUUCGACCGUCCACAACCUAAGCAAUCUCAGAGCAAUACUAUCAUCCCCAACAAGAGCACAAUGGUGGAAGAAGAUGACGGAAAUGACGAUGACAUGAUGCUAAACAAUGCUCGCGAUCAGCAGAGCAGGAGAAGCGCAAAUACUGGUCUUUCAGAGACCGACAAGAGGCUUCUCGAAGAGUCCCAAGCACAAGUGCGAGAUCUCCAAUCGAAGCUGGAUAAUAUGGAAGACCAGGUCAAGAAGAAGGACGACGAGCUGAACAAAGUCCUGGACGAAGCACGGGGUCGUUCUUCAGCUGAAGAUACACGGAACGCAGAACGGUUGCAGUGGGACGAACAGAGGGCCAACCUGGAAGGCCAAUUGUCGCAAGCCAAGAACCUCGGCGAUACGCUACGUGAGGAGCUCGACCGUAUGCGAGCUGGUCAUGAUGCCGAGCAACGCCAACUCCGCCAACAACUCGACGAUGCGGAAGACGCUAUCAGAAAUAUGAGCAUCGACAUGAACAACAUGAGCAAGAGCGGCCCUGCCGACCCGGAACUGCAACGAGAGAACCAAGAGCUUCGAGUUGCUUUAGAGGAGCAGGAACAAAUAACGGAAGACGUUCGUCGUGAAGCUCAACAGUUCCUGCAGGAGAUGAAGGUUCUGUCAGAACAGCACACUCCUGCGUGGGAGAAACAAGCGGAAUUACAGAAAACGGCGGAGCAGUUGGAACAGGAAGUCAAGGAUUGGCGUAACCGCUAUGCUCGUACCAAGACUCAACUGCGAAAUCUGAGGGCCGCAUCACUCGGCCUGAAUAUUGAGCAGGACGCUGCAAAAUACGUACGAGAAAAGGGAUUCACCGAGGAGAAUGGUCUGGUCAAAGACGUCCAUGUCACCAAAUUCCAGAUAGCUAUUGAUGAGCUGCUGAAACGCGCACGAACAGACGACCCGGAAAAGUCGAUUGACUCUAUGAAAGCCGUCGUCGUAGCGGUCCGUCGCAUUACUAAGGAUAUCGAUGAAUCAGCGCCUCGAGACGAGGAGAUCAUGACACAACAACAGAAAAUGAAGAGCCGAGUUUCGGCUACCGCCAAUAACCUCAUCACAGCCUCGAAGAACUUUGCGGCUUCUGCAGGCAUCUCACCUGUUUCGCUUUUGGAUGCGGCCGCUUCACACCUUGUGGCCGCACUUGUUGAGCUUCUGAGGACUGUUAAGAUUCGAGCUACGCCCGCCGGUGAGUUAGAGGAUGACGACGAAGGCACCAUAACGCCUGUCGAAUCAACUGGUUUCUUCUCAAACCGGACGACACAAGACAACGCCUACCCCAAGCCUCUCGGGCAAAUUAACCCCUACCCCCAACCUCUCUCACAAGAUAGCGCGUAUCCUAAGCCUCUCUCGCGGGAUGUUCAGGACAACCAGUCGCCCCUUGAGCCUCCGCCGCGAUUCAACGGGCUUGGGCCUCGCGAUAGUGCACAAUCAUCAGCUUACAGUCCCGUCCAGUCUCCUCGUGAGUCUGUAGACCAACAAUUCGACAGCAGAAGAUCCAUGCCGCGAAACCUACCACCCAACGGGAUUUAUACUGAUAAGAGCAUGCCUCUCGCCCCUAACGGCUAUGGACAGCGACCAGACAUCACCAUGGAAGACUUGAAGAUCUACAUGGACAACCAAUCAGAUCAGCUUGUUGAAACGAUUCAAGGUCUGGUGGGGUCUAUUCGUGGUGACGCACCUAUUUCGCAAAUCAACGAGGAGAUUGAGCAGAUUGCCGACAUUGUGGGCAAGAUCGUUUCCGAGACCGAAGGAACAGCAAGUGGGCUUACAGAUCGUCUGACUUCCUGCCGACAACGCCUGCUUGAAGCUAGUGACCACGGCCAGGAACUUGCCUCGAGAGGGCUCGGGUCCAACGACAGGGAAUGGCGCAUGUGGACACAGACACUUCCGCCCAUUGCUUUCGAAAUUGCUCGCGAGACCAAGGAGCUAGUCGAACGAAUCGGCCGCAUGGUAAUGAACGAUGGCGAGGACUUCUCGUAAUGCAAUAGGGUUAAGGCCAAUUUCUCUUUUUCGCCCACAAUUGACGACGCUCACGCUUUUCGAAAUCUAAUUCGCGGUACUCGCUUGCGACGCGCUUUGAUACCCCUUAUAGUACGGAGUGUUUUCUACUUGUGCUCUGUAGAGUCAGAGACAUCAGCAAUUAUAUUGUUUAUUCUUUCAGCCUUGAGCAUUGCCACAUAAACAAGCUUGCUCGUUUCAGGCGAUGGCCAGGAGAGGCUGCCCAAGGCCCGCUUUAUGUGGCUUUCAUUGUCU